Portunus trituberculatus (swimming crab) is the source of this 3372-nucleotide messenger RNA. Its product is annotated as hemicentin-1-like. NCBI's taxonomy places the organism in Eukaryota, Metazoa, Arthropoda, Malacostraca, Decapoda, Portunidae. Gene Ontology annotation, cellular component: neuron projection. The transcript has 8 exons. The record is from RefSeq and is a predicted model, not a curated record. Bases 845 to 2824 code for a protein of 659 amino acids.
AAAACAUUUCCUUAUAGUAGAAAAAACUGUCUUGCAAUUAUUAUUUUUCCCUGCUUUUCCAAGACUUUCCUGGGAUGCGAGUGAGUGGAUCUGUCCGGAGAAAUUCCCUGUUAUUAAAAAAAUACACCCGAGUGAGCGAAACAAAAUAGUAAAUGACGGAAGGUGACUUGGAAACAAAUAUACGAGAGGAAUGACAUACGCAGCGCUGUAAUCCUUCUGGCUGCGAGCGUGCUGUGAAGUGCUGCCGUCUUCCCAACCUUGAAAAUUAAAGAAACGCGGCUCAUUCACACAGUAUCGAACAGUUACAACAAAAACAACAAAAAGCGAUUGCGUUUUGCGAAACUUGAACAUUAAAGAAAACGGUUGAAUCAUGAGUGAGUGAAGAUAAAAUAAAAAUAAGUGAUUGUCGUCUUCCUAACUUUGUAAAGAAACGCGACUGAUUCACACAUUAUCGUGCAGUAACAACAGAAUAAGUGAUAGGCGUCGUGUUAACCUCGAAACGUAAAGAAACCCCGCUCAUUCACGAACUAAUGGAUUUAAACAGAGUGAUCACUGCCUUUGUUGGACUGAGAAAGUAAGAAAGGCAACGCAUAAGAACGACAGUCAGUGCUUCAGUCUUGUCCUACUGAAAAAAGAAGGAAAAGGACAACGUGUGUAAUUAGUAAGGAAAUACCAAAACAAAGAAAAAAGUGUUUAACGUCUUACCCAACAGAAAAAAAAAAACUGGUCUUUCAUAGAGACACUGAACCAUAAAAGGAUCCAGUGAACGCGAAGACAAACUGCUUCCAUACAUUAACACAAACUCAGAGACAGUAAAUGUGAGACAAAAUACGAAAAGAUCACAAUGUCUACCUCUACCAUCACCACCGCCACCACCGCCGCCGCCACCAAUGGAUUUCUCCCUCCUCCUCACCGCUCCACAAUCACCACCACCACCACCACCUCCCUUUCUGAUAAGCGCUCCGACUCUCCUUUAGACAGAAAGGUGGAAGAAGGAGAGGAGGAGGAGGAGGAUGGAGAAGAGAUUACGACUGGUGAAAAUCAAGACUCGCUUCUCUUCCCCGUCACACACACGCCACAGCAACGUCCCCACAGCACGCCACAGCCACCCUCCGCUGUGUGGGCCGCGCGGGGGACGCCAGGAGACUUCAACACAGCAGACACGAGGCUCCUGAGUCCUUCUGUGCCUCCCUGGUGGUGUGGUACAAACAGGGAACAGCGGGAAUUCACGAAGCCAUCACUGGAAUCAGAUAACAGCGAGGAGGACGAUGAUAGCACGUGGUUAGCAGACGAGGAGACGCCACUCAUAAUGCUGAAGAAGGAAGGAGGCAGUAAACAUAAGAGGAGAAGGAGGAGAAAGAGGAGUGAAGAAGUAAUUACUGAGGGUACCAAGAGAAGAACAUGUGGAACACCUUUAUGCGCUGCUGUGAUUCUCUCCCUCCUCUCCACAGCAUCAGCCAGCAUCAGUAACGACAUACACAGAGGAGCGAAGGACGAGCCAAGCUUUGGGGAGUCCAUUCAGAACGUGACGGUGGCAGCGGGUCGCGAGGCAAGACUGUCCUGCAUAGUGGAUAACCUCGGCAGCUACAGGGUUGGAUGGCUCAAGGUGGACUCCCAGACUAUACUGACGCUACAGAACCGAGUCGUGACACACAAUGCUCGCAUCACGCUCACUCACGACCAACACCGCACCUGGAACCUGCACAUUAGACAGGUGAAGGAGUCAGACAGCGGGUGUUACAUGUGUCAGAUCAACACCCCGAUCAUGCAGAACCAAGUGGGCUGCAUCAAGGUGCAUGUGCCCCCGGAUAUUAUCAACGACCAGACAUCUUCAGACACCACCGUCAAUGAAGGGGAGAGUGUAACCCUGCGCUGCGUGGCUGAGGGCUACCCACGACCUGAGAUUAAGUGGAAGAGAGAGGACGGUCGACGUAUUACCUUAAAAUCAUCCCCAAGAGAAGUGUCCAAAGAGGUGGAGUCAGUUCCCGGCAACAAUCUUACAUUGGAAAGCGUGUCCAGGAAGCAGAUGGGCGCCUACCUGUGUAUCGCCAGUAACAAAGUGCCGCCCUCUAUCAGCAAACGUAUCAUCGUCAACGUCAAUUUCUCGCCCGUAGUGAAGGCGGACAACCAGCUGAUCGGCUCACCCAUUGGAAAGAACGUGGAGAUUGAAUGCCACGUGGAAGCUUACCCAAGGGCGGUCAAUUACUGGGAGAGAGACAACGGCGAGAUGCUCUUAGACGGGAGAAAGUACAAGCUACAAGAGACAGUGGACAUCUAUCGCGUUACCAUGAAGCUGGUGAUACAGGACUUUACGAAGCAAGACACGGGUCAGUACAAGUGUAUCUCCAACAACUCACUCGGCAAGGCGGAGACCAGCAUCCGUCUGUACGAGAUUGAGGUCCCCACGCCAAGGUCCACCACGGAGAACCAGUACCACCCUUACUCCACAACGCCACACAGCAAGUCCGUGAAUCUCAUACGGACGGACCACGACUACCGAAAGAACACGGACGUGAUAGGAGGCAUAGGAGGGGGAAUACCUGAAGGAGGAGGCACUGGGAUCGGAAGAGGAAUCGACUUCACUAACUACGGAAUGGAACUGGAUUACAAGAUGAGGGAGGACGGACGCAACAGACAGCGAUCAGACAGACUGGAGUACGACAAGAAAGGAGGCGUGGAGGGAUUCUUUCCUCCUCCUGAAGGUGGUAAUGGGCAUGGCAGCAGCGCCCCCUCCACUCACACCCCGCCCAAGUGGCGAGGGUUAGGGUGGAGCUUCAUAGGAUUGGUCAGUGUGGCUCGCUGGUUGUUAGUGAAUCCCUUUUAGUCUGGUAUGUAAUCCUGGUAUCAACUCGUACUCGCAUUAACUCGGUACACUUGUUUGUCUGGUUGUCUGGUACUGGUGUAAGGGUGUAAGUGGUGUUAGAGUGUGCAGUCACUCCAUUUGUAGCAUGUACACCUGGAUUCUAAUCGCCGUACCUGGGCUGACACAAAUGAACGCACCUGGUAAUUGCUGUACCAGGUAAAAAACACACCUAACUGGGCACAAGGUUAGGGUCAGUUGCUGCUUGAGAGAACACACCAAUAAACAUAAACACGUGACUUUUGACAACGGCGCAUAAACGUGAUGAACAAUUAAGCCGCAGAAAUGGAUCUAUUUAGUAUCUUUUUCAGGUUAGGUAAGGUUAGAUUUAGCUAAGUUGCCUGCCUGAGAGAACACAGCUGACUAGCUAACCAAUAUGUGACUUUUAAGCGUGGCACAGAAACGCGGUCAAUAACUACAGCGCAAAACUGGAGAGCAAUAGUAUCUGUUGUAUUAGAUUAGGUUAGAUUGGGUUGCGUUGGUUGAAUUGGGUUGGGUUGGGUUGGGUUGGG